Molecule: messenger RNA, 636 nt
Organism: Vanderwaltozyma polyspora DSM 70294
Lineage: Eukaryota; Fungi; Ascomycota; Saccharomycetes; Saccharomycetales; Saccharomycetaceae
Gene: YPT52
Product: Rab family GTPase YPT52
Exons: 1
Coding region: 1-636 (211 amino acids)
Molecular function (GO): GTPase activity; GTP binding
Source: RefSeq, a predicted model, not a curated record
AUGUUACAGUUCAAGCUUGUUUUAUUAGGAGAUUCAUCGGUUGGGAAAUCUUCAAUUGUUCACAGAUUUGUUAAAGAUUCGUUUGAUGAAUUUAGAGAAAGUACUAUUGGAGCAGCUUUCCUUUCACAAUCUAUUAAACUUGAUGAGGAUGAUACAGUGAUAAAGUUUGAGAUAUGGGAUACCGCUGGUCAGGAACGUUAUAAAUCUUUGGCACCUAUGUACUAUAGAAAUGCCAAUGCGGCUUUGGUCGUUUAUGAUAUUACAGCGUCUGACUCAUUAUCAAAGGCACAGAGUUGGGUUGAAGAGUUGAAGAACAAAGUUGCAGAUGAUAAAUUAGUGAUUUGUUUGGUUGGUAAUAAAUUAGAUUUGUGCCAAGAAGAUUCAGGGAAGAGAAGCGUUGAAAUUUCAGAUGCUAAGCAAUAUGCUGAUGAACAAGGAUUAUUAUUUUUUGAAGUAAGUGCUAAAACAGGUGAAAAAGUUAAUGAUGUUUUCAAAAGCAUUGGAGAGUCCCUAUAUAGUUAUAAAAAGGAGGAACUCUUAUCCAAAUCAGAACAAAAUGGAACUAAUACCCAUGGUCAAGUAGAUUUACAAUUACAAAAACCAGCUACUAGCGAUCCAACUUCUUGCUGUACCUAG